Naumovozyma dairenensis CBS 421 is the source of this 903-nucleotide messenger RNA. It is a transcript of the gene CDC28, whose product is annotated as cyclin-dependent serine/threonine-protein kinase CDC28. The coding region runs from base 1 to 903 and encodes 300 amino acids. The record is from RefSeq and is a predicted model, not a curated record. Lineage: Eukaryota; Fungi; Ascomycota; Saccharomycetes; Saccharomycetales; Saccharomycetaceae. Gene Ontology annotation, molecular function: cyclin binding; cyclin-dependent protein serine/threonine kinase activity; ATP binding. Gene Ontology annotation, cellular component: cyclin-dependent protein kinase holoenzyme complex; cytoplasm; nucleus. The transcript has a single exon. Gene Ontology annotation, biological process: G1/S transition of mitotic cell cycle; protein phosphorylation; signal transduction.
AUGAGUGGUGAAUUAGUUAAUUAUAAAAGGUUAGAAAAAGUUGGUGAAGGUACUUAUGGUGUUGUUUACAAGGCGUUAGAUAUGCGUCAAGGACAAAGAAUUGUUGCCUUGAAGAAGAUCAGGUUAGAAAGUGAAGAUGAAGGUGUGCCUAGUACUGCUAUUAGAGAAAUUUCGUUAUUGAAAGAAUUGAAAGAUGAUAAUAUUGUUAGGUUGUAUGAUAUUGUUCAUUCAGAUGCUCAUAAAUUAUAUUUAGUUUUUGAAUUCUUGGAUCUAGAUUUGAAAAGGUAUAUGGAGAGUAUACCAAAGGAACAAUCCUUGGGAGACAAUAUUAUUAAGAAGUUUAUGAGUCAAUUAUGUAAGGGGAUUGCAUAUUGUCAUGCUCAUAGAAUUUUACAUCGUGAUUUAAAACCACAAAAUUUGUUAAUUAAUAAAGAGGGUAAUUUAAAAUUGGCUGAUUUUGGUUUAGCAAGAGCCUUUGGUGUUCCCCUAAGAGCAUAUACGCAUGAAAUUGUUACUUUAUGGUAUAGAGCGCCUGAGGUUUUAUUAGGUGGUAAACAAUACAGUACAGGUGUCGAUACAUGGUCCAUUGGAUGUAUAUUUGCUGAAAUGUGCAAUAGGAAACCUAUCUUCAGCGGUGACAGUGAAAUUGAUCAAAUUUUCAAGAUUUUCAGAAUAUUAGGUACACCCAAUGAAACCAUAUGGCCAGAUAUUGUGUAUUUACCAGAUUUUAAGACAAGCUUCCCGCAAUGGCGUAGAAAGGAUUUGCAACAAGUGGUUCCAAGUUUAGAUCCGCAAGGGAUUGAUUUGUUGGACAAAUUAUUAGCAUAUGACCCUAUCAAUAGAAUUAGUGCAAGAAGAGCAGUGGCACAUCCGUAUUUUCAACAAACAGGAACAAAUGAAUGA